UGGAGUUUGGCGCCACUUAUUGUUCACUGGUGAACUGGUGGUCGGGAGGGAAAGUGGCGCGCUUCCUAUUUCGCCUCACAAGUGGAUGUGAGGGGAAGCUUGUGGUGCCAGUGCCCAAGAGUGGGCAGUUGUCCACCUAUUUGAAAUAGGUGUAAUAAGCUAUGGAGAGUGUGGGGACACCUUCCUCUGGGGGGUUGUCAAUGGUGGGUGGCACAGUCCUCAGUGUGUGUGAUGGCAUGACCUACACACAGUUGUUGGAUCAUGGCUAUGGUCUAACCCCCAUCACACCCAGCAACUCUCAAGAAUCUCCUACUGUCACACCAGGACGUACACAGAGUGUGAAACGGCGGUUGGUGCUGGAGGAAGGCGGUGUUGAUGGGGAAGGCUUCCGGACACCAGUCAAGACUCCCAGACGAGCCAGGCAAAAAUCAGUCUCAUCCACACACUACACUCCCUCACCGUCCAAGGGGAAAGCCCCAGCAAUUCCUCCAGCUCCUUCUCCCAGUAAAAACUUCUCGUUACAUACAUCCCUGGGACUUCUCACAAGCUUUUGGGUCGACCUUCUCCAAACGGCUCCAGAUGGCACAGUUGUUUUAAAUCAGGCUUCAGAUACACUAGCAGUCCAAAAAAGAAGAAUAUACGAUAUUACUAAUGUAUUGGAGGGCAUUGGUCUAGUCAAUAAGAAAUCCAAAAACAAUGUUCAAUGGCUAGCUUCAAGAGUAAGCAGUGAGGACUUAGAGGGGGAGCUUGAGGACUUGGAGUCGAAGGAAAAUGAGCUUGAUAACCUUAUAGAACAAGCAGAGCGAGAUCUCCUACAAAUGAGUCAAGACAAAGGGUCAGCAUACAUUACCUACCAUGAUUUACACACGAUUCGUUAUUAUCAAGACAAAACAGUGUUUGCAAUCAAAGCGCCGCCUGGAACACAAUUACAAGUCCCGAUUCAGGAAACCAUGUCCAAAGAAGAGGGUUGUAAAAUCCACCUGAAGAGUGAAAAUGGUCCUAUUGAGGUAUAUCUGUCAGAAUCCACAGUUGGAGAUAACACUAUCAAACAGAGUCCCAUCAAAUCAAGUCCCCUCAAAUCCACUUCUGUCAGGACACAAUUAGCAAAUGCCUCAAGACCCAAGUUAAGACCCACACGGACAAGAGGUAGCAAAGCAGUGCUGCAGACUCGCAAACCUGUCUUGAGAACACCAAAGAAGGAACCCAGUUCUCCAGUUCUCACAAAAAUUAAAACUGAACUAAUUGACCCAGAUGAAAAUUUAAUUAAUGUAGAUCUUCUAGGUCCAUCAUCUAGUUUGGACUUAAGUGAUGAUAGCCUUCAUAAAGCUCGCAUUCUUGGCUCGGAUGAAGACAGCCUUCGUAAGGCUCUUAUUCUUGGCUCUGAAGAUCUGGGACCUGUAGGGGGAAAGCUCCAGUUGCAAAUGGAGGACCAAAAUGAAGGUAGUUCUGAUGAUGUGAUGUUGGGAUAUUCAUCUGGUUCACCUUUACCAUUCCUCACCCUGGAGCCUCCAAUAUCUGAUACAGACUAUACCUUCUCAUUGGAUCCCACAGAGGGCCUCAGUGAUUUCUUUGAUUUUAAUUUCUGACCAUGCAGUGUUUAGUCCUGGGAGUGUUUUUACAAAGGCUUGUGAGAUCUCUAUUAUGCAUUUUUUUAUUUCUGCCCAUUUUUAUCACAUUGCAUAAUUCUGUUUAAAUUUGUAUCUGUGUGAAUGAUUAUUGAGGUUUAACAAGGCUUUCUCAAUCUUAUACAGCAAGUUUUAUAGACCAAAGCUUGGUUUUAUGUAAUGCUAGAAUCCCUAUAUUUUUUCCAUUUUAUAUGGUUUCUAUAGUCUAUGGAAAUUAUUUCUUGGAAUGAAGAUAUUUAUAUGUAGCAGAGUUGAUCGGAAACUGGUAGUCGACACCAGUUUAGAAUAUUUAUGUAGUGGAAUUGUGUAUUUCUGGAUGCAUCUCAGUUUGGUAUUUGUUGUAAUAACCAUGCAUUGAGUAUAUCUAAGGAGUUUCCCAAUAAAUUUUUAAGCCUACAUUUUUUUUUUAACUGUAAAACAGACAUUGGGGAUAGAUGAGAGAUGUUACCACAAGUCCACAGUUCUUGGUCAGAUGCUUUGUUGUGCAUGUCAUGCCCUCUGCAUAACCUUGGUCUUGUAGAUGGGCUGCUUUCUUGUUAAUCGGUAAUGAAAGCAAAUUAUUUGAUGCAGUUCAUUUUGCAUUCCGCAUGAGUAAGUGUUCCCAUUACUACUAUGAUCUUGGAGAUUUUCAAUUAUUAUAGUGGUACAUAUUUUUCUAUGCACUGCAAGUGGUGUAUUGUAAAUUAUGGUCCACAAGCAUAUACUUAGGUUGCAAAAUGCAAUCUAUCUUCCAUCCUUCCAUUUUUUCCCAGUGGAUUAAAAAUGAUGAAAUUAUACUCGCUUUAAACAAUAGAUAAUUUAUUUUUGUGCCAAGGGAGUUUUAACUCAAAUUGAACGUUGUUGAGCAGUCGGUUUUAGUUUCAACAAUUCGUCCAUUAAGUGAUCAGAAAGUUUCAGCUACUUUUGCCAGUUCAGAUGCCUUAUUACCAGAACUUCAGCUGUAGUGUACACAAUUUUUUUUAAACACCUACAGUUGUGUAAAUUUUAAUUAGCAGUGUGAUGUUGAUGUUGGAGAGCACACCAAUGUUGAACCAAUUGGUGAAAGUGGUUGUUCCAGACACUCGCAUAUCGUCAGUGAAAAGGAAAACUUUCCUUUUUAAACUAUUAAUAGGGCUAUGCCAAAUAGAUCAACCUGAUGGUUGAUAUUGGAAUACCAGUGAUCCACUGCUCUGGCUUCAUAGAAGCCAAUGCAGGUAAAAUAAAAAUUGUGUGCAAUGUGGGCACAAAUACAGUACGAUCCAGCGGAGCUUAUAAUUUAUAGUUUUAAUUCCUGUAUAGUAUCAUACUGAGUAUACUUACCUGCUGAAGCUUUUAAAGACAUUUUGUGCAUGUUUGCCAAUAAACUUACUUUGCACCCAGUUUCACUGCCAAGCAAAACGUGACUAAAAAAAAAAAAAUCACGAAGUAGAGCUCUCUCGCGCCUGACCCAGUGGACCUGAAUGUC
Messenger RNA from Cherax quadricarinatus, 3069 nucleotides. NCBI's taxonomy places the organism in Eukaryota, Metazoa, Arthropoda, Malacostraca, Decapoda, Parastacidae. The record is from RefSeq and is a predicted model, not a curated record.